Molecule: messenger RNA, 3016 nt
Organism: Megalobrama amblycephala (Wuchang bream)
Lineage: Eukaryota; Metazoa; Chordata; Actinopteri; Cypriniformes; Xenocyprididae
Gene: plcd4b
Product: phospholipase C, delta 4b
Exons: 16
Coding region: 187-2424 (745 amino acids)
Biological process (GO): intracellular signal transduction; lipid metabolic process
Molecular function (GO): phosphatidylinositol-4,5-bisphosphate phospholipase C activity; calcium ion binding
Source: RefSeq, a predicted model, not a curated record
GGGAGUGUCUAGGAAGGAAUGAGGCAGAGGAAGGGGUGUAAGAAGGAGGCUGUGGCUAUGCAUCACUGUGAAGCAGCCUGGACUGCGGCUUUGUUUUCCCAGCCCUGCACACGCAGCAGCAAAGACACAGAGCCCAUCCUCCUCAUCGGAUGUUUGUAUAUCAGACGAAAAGGUGCACUGUAGAAAAUGGAAUCACCUCAAAAAUGCUGUAAACAGAGUCAUCAAAACCUUGAUGCAAUGAAGGCAGGGAUGUUUCUGCGGAAGGUGAAGUCUCGUAUGUGGAAGCGCCAGCGGCACUACAAACUUCAGGAGGACUGCAAGACUAUCGCAUAUAAAUCCAGCUGGGCAAUAAACUCUUAUUCUACCUUCUCCAUCAGUGAUGUGGAGGCUGUUCGUGAGGGACAUCAGUCGGAGACCCUUCUCACUGUAGCAGAUGAGUUUCCUGCUGACCGCUGCUUCACGCUGGUGUUCCGUGGCCGCAGAGGAAACCUGGAUCUGGUGGCUGAGUCAGCGGAGGAAGCUCAGUCCUGGAUUCAGGGCAUCAAAGCCCUCAUGGAGAACAUGGAGAACAUGGAUGAGAGCACCAAACUUGACCAAUGGAUCUCAGACUGGUUUUUGAAAGCAGAUCGAAACAAGGAUGGCAGAAUGAAUUUUAGGGAGACAAAAAAACUGCUGAAAAUGAUGAACGUGGACAUGGAUGAAGAACAUGCGUACCGUCUUUUUAUGAUGGCAGAUAAGUCUGAGUCAGGAACCCUGGAAGAUCAGGAGUUUGUGGAGUUCUAUAGGAUGCUCACUGAGAGGAAAGAGGUGCUGGAGUUAUUCCAGGACUAUUCCAGUGAUGGACAGAGCUUGUCUCAGUGUGAUCUGGAGGAGUUCCUGAGAGAGGAGCAGCUAGAGGGGGAGGGCAGUUAUGAACAUGCCCUUCAGCUGAUUGAUCGCUAUGAGCCUUCAAACACAGCCAGAAUGAAUCAUUUGAUGACAAUCGAUGGGUUCCUAAUGUACCUGACGUCUCCUGAGGGAUCCAUCUUCAAUCCAGAGUGGCAGGGCCUCUUUCAAGACAUGAGCCAACCUCUCGCCCACUAUUACAUCUCCUCCUCACACAACACGUACCUCAUGGAAGACCAGCUAAAAGGACCAAGCAGUGUUGAAGCCUACAUCCAGGCUCUGAAGCGAGGCUGCAGGUGUGUAGAGGUGGACUGCUGGAAUGGAGCGAAUGGGGAGCCGGUAGUUUACCAUGGACACACAUUCACAUCUAAGAUUCUCCUCAAAGACGUGAUUACUACUAUUGGCAAUUAUGCCUUCAAGGCAUCUGAGUAUCCGCUCAUUGUGUCCAUUGAAAACCACUGCAGCAUAGAGCAACAGGAAGUCAUGGCUCGAUAUUUCAGAGAUAUCCUGGGCGAUAUGCUGCUGACAAGCACAUUAGAUGGCGGAGUGGCCAGUGAUCUCCCAUCCCCAGAGGCACUUAAGAGGAAAAUCCUGUUAAAAGGGAAGAAGAUUGGAAAUGAACCAGAGAGCUUCACAGGUGAAGUUAGUGAUGAGGACGAGGCAGCAGAAAUGAAUAAGGACAGUCUGGCAUCAGAGAGUCCACCAACAGAUGCAAAGAAAUCGAAACAAAAUCUAUGCAAGGAGCUCUCAGACCUUAUUUUCUGCAAGAGUGUACAUUUCCACAGCUUUGAGCAUUCCCGCACCUCUGCUAAGCCUGAUGAGAUGUCUUCAUUCUCUGAGUCUAAAGCCCGUAAAUAUUCAAAGGAAGCAGGUUCAGAUUUUGUUCUGCACAACACAAGGCAGCUAACAAGAGUGUAUCCAAGUGGAAUGAGGACGGAUUCAUCAAAUUACUGUCCACUGGACAUGUGGAACAUGGGAUGCCAGAUUGUGGCAUUAAACUUCCAGACAGCAGGAAUGGAAAUGGAUCUUAAUGAUGGGCUAUUUACUCAGAAUGGCCGUAGUGGCUAUGUCAUAAAACCUGAGAUACUACGCAACAGAGAAAGACUCUUUGAUCCUGAAAAACCAGAGGAACGUGAGGAUUACCACCCUUUACUCUUCUCUGUUAAGGUUAUUAGUGGACAACAGCUCCCUAAAGUAAAGCAAAAAGAAUGGUCCAUUGUAGACCCCCUGGUAAGAGUGGAAAUUUAUGGCGUUCCUCUGGAUCAAGCCAAACAGGAGACCAAACACAUUGACAACAAUGGAUUCAACCCAUGUUGGAACGAAUCUUUGCGGUUCACAAUCCACACCCCUGAGCUGGCACUGGUGCGUUUUGUAGUUGAAGACUAUGAUACAGCAUCUAGGAAUGACUUCAUAGGGCAAUACACUCUUCCUUUUACCUGUAUUCAACCAGGAUAUCGCCAUGUGCAUCUGUUGUCCAAAGAUGGAAUGAGUAUCCAUCCAUCCUCCAUCUAUGUUCAGAUCAAGAUCACAGAACUGUGAUUCACAAUUCUAGUUUUAUUUAUAAUGCUUGAAACUUGUUCUGAAGAGUUAAUAUUUCUCAGACAAAUCUGUAGAUUUUAAGAGUCCCUCUGUAGCAGUUGCAUGGUGUUAGUAGUGCCUUCUCAAAGAAAAAAAGACCCCUAAGAACAGUGCAGAUAUGCUUAUUUGGUAAAUGCAAGUUUUACUUUUGAUUGUUUAAUCUAUGCAAUAUUAAGUGUACUGAUAAUCAGAACAAUUAUUUAUUUUUCCUCCUGUUUGAAAGUUACACAAUAAGGAUAGAAUGCAGGUUGUACAUUAUCUGAAUUGGUAACACUUUACAAUAAGAUUUCAUUUGUUAACAUUAGUUAACUACAUUAGUUGAAUUAAAAAUGAAUACUUCUACUGCAUUUAUUAAUCUUAGCUAAUGUUAAUCUCAACAUUUACUAAUACAUUUUUUAAGAUCAAAAUCUGCAUCUAUUAAAGAUUAGUACACUUUCAAAUAAAAAUUUCCUGAUAAUUUACUCACCCCCUGGUCAUCCAAGAUGUUCAUGUCCUUCUUUCUUCAGUCGAAAAGAAAUUAAGGUUUUUUGAUGAAAACAUUCCAGGAUUAUUC